GUUGACCAUUGACUUUUCCAGUAGCAUCUCCCGGUCAAACCAACCAUCUCGCAUCUCCUUUCUCCCACCCCACCAUCCUCAGACUUUCGGAGCAUCCCAAAACAUCCGGAGCCCAAUCGCUCAACAAAAGCGCAGAGAUCAGCACGAGACAGCCGCGCCGCAGGCGCCCGGAUUCCUUUCGGUAAGCCGCCCGAAUCCGCCGCCUGCAGCUGCGGGAUUCGCUCCUGCCGGAUCAGGCUGCUCUUCAAACGGCGCAGAUCCAAGAAACGCACUCCGGUUCGUUCUUCGUCUUGCUACGUUGCUUUUGUGUGCUAAUAACUAUGCGCGAGCGAUUGCCGGAGUGGAACGUUGGGCCCGGAUAGAUUAGUCAGGCGGGCCCGAGCGGUGGGUCGAGUUUGAUGCUCCCAGCCUGCUAAGGAUCACUGCGAAAUAAGCCUCUGAUUCGGCUAGGCGGCUCUUGAAAUGAUGGAGGAGGAGCAAUCAGCUACGUAUACUGUGGAUGACGCACUCCUGUCAUCAGGUUUCGGGAGGUUCCAAAUAUUGAUUCUUUCCUAUGCUGGGAUUGGCUUAAUUGCAGAAGCAAUGGAGAUGAUGCUGCUAUCAUUUGUUGGUCCAUCAGUACAGCUAGAAUGGAAGCUUACUUCUCAUCAGGAAAGCAUGAUUACAAGUGUUGUUUUUGUUGGAAUGCUGAUAGGAGCUUACUCGUGGGGUGUGGUUUCAGACAACUACGGAAGGAGGAGAGGGUUUCUCUUUACAGCCAUCGUGACGAGCGGAGCUGGAUUCUUGAGUGCUUUUGCUCCUAACUAUCUGUCAUUGAUAUCUCUAAGAUUUUUAGUUGGUAUUGGCUUGGGGGGAGGACCUGUUCUCGGAUCUUGGUUCUUGGAAUUUGUUCCUGCUCCAACUAGAGGAACUUGGAUGGUGGUCUUUUCUGCAUUUUGGACUGUUGGGACCAUCUUCGAGGCUUCUCUUGCAUGGACAGUUAUGCCCAAGUUUGGCUGGAGGUGGUUGUUGGCACUAUCGGCUGUUCCAUCUUUCAUCCUGCUCCUAUUUUAUCCUAUCACGCCAGAGUCACCAAGAUUCCUAUGCAUGAAAGGCAGAGUAACCGAGGCUGUGGAGAUACUGGAGAAAAUGGCAAGAUUAAACAAUGUGCAGCUCCCUUCUGGCAAGCUUGUUUCUAACACGAGCAUUGAGUUAGACGAGGUUUCGAGAUCUUCCGAGUCCGCAACACUUCUGGCUGGUGCAGAAGAAAAUGACCACAUCAAUGAAAAUGAAGGUUCCAAUUUUGGAGGUAUUAAGUCCGUUGGCAAGCUACUUGCACCAAAACUGAUCAGAGCAACUCUGCUUCUGUGGAUGGCUUUCUUUGGAAAUGCGUUUUCCUAUUACGGGAUUGUUCUGCUGACAUCAGAGCUAAGUAAUGGAAACAGGAUAUGUGCAAAAGAGGAGGUUGAAUCCGUACACUCAAAUAAUGCAAGCCUCUAUAAGAAUGUUUUCAUAUCCAGUUUUGCUGAGAUUCCAGGGUCGUUUCUAUCGGCCAUGAUCGUGGAUAGAUUCGGUCGGAAGCUUUCGAUGGCUUUGAUGCUCUUCACUAGCUGUGUUUUCUUAUUCCCUCUAGUGUUUUCCCGGACAGAGACACUAACAAGAAUCUCCCUGUUUGGUGCCCGGCUGUGUAUAUCUGCUAGCUUCACCAUUGUAUACAUAUAUGCACCGGAGAUCUACCCAACCUCGGUGAGAACAACGGGCAUCGGCAUCGCGAGCUCGGUGGGCAGGAUCGGAGGCAUCCUCUGCCCGCUCGUCGCCGUUGCCCUGGUGCACGGCUGCCAGCAGACGACGGCAAUCCUGCUCUUUGAGCUUGUAAUCUUCCUCUCCGGCUUGGCCGUCUCGUUCUUCCCAUUCGAGACAAAGGGCUGUAAACUCAACGAUACCGAGGUCGAUAUGAAUUGAUGAGGUGUUGUACUGCGCGAACUUUUUUUUGUGUGACGAGAACACGGGGAUGCCUUACUGAUUCAACAUUUUUCAACACGAUGUUAACGAUGAUGUUUUGGUCA
Messenger RNA from Phragmites australis (common reed), 2045 nucleotides. RefSeq names its product organic cation/carnitine transporter 7-like. The coding region runs from base 463 to 1941 and encodes 492 amino acids. Gene Ontology annotation, molecular function: transmembrane transporter activity. Gene Ontology annotation, biological process: transmembrane transport. Gene Ontology annotation, cellular component: membrane. The transcript has 6 exons. The record is from RefSeq and is a predicted model, not a curated record. Lineage: Eukaryota; Viridiplantae; Streptophyta; Magnoliopsida; Poales; Poaceae.